Molecule: messenger RNA, 1807 nt
Organism: Phlebotomus papatasi
Lineage: Eukaryota; Metazoa; Arthropoda; Insecta; Diptera; Psychodidae
Gene: TyrRS
Product: tyrosine--tRNA ligase, cytoplasmic
Exons: 2
Coding region: 67-1641 (524 amino acids)
Biological process (GO): tyrosyl-tRNA aminoacylation
Molecular function (GO): ATP binding; tyrosine-tRNA ligase activity; tRNA binding
Source: RefSeq, a predicted model, not a curated record
GUCAUCAAAAAUUGUCAGAGUGUCAGUGGAUUUUCCGGAAAGUCUGGUAAACGUGGCUCGGGAAAAAUGUGUGAAAGUUGGGAGGUGAAAAAGCAGCUAAUCUGCAGGAAUUUGCAGGAGACACUGGGUGAGGAGAAGCUAGUGUCUAUCCUGAAGGAAGGACGUGAUGUGAAAAUCUACUGGGGAACUGCUACAACUGGAAAACCUCAUGUUGCCUACUUCGUUCCCAUGUCCAAGAUUGCAGACUUCCUAAAAGCAGGAUGUGAAGUAACUGUGCUCUUUGCGGAUCUCCAUGCCUACCUGGACAACAUGAAAGCCCCAUGGGCUCUACUGGAACUCCGAGUGAAGUACUACGAGGCAGCAAUCAAAGCCAUGCUGCAGUCCAUUGGAGUUCCUCUGGAGAAGCUGAGAUUCGUCAAAGGGACGGAUUAUCAGCUGUCCAAGGAGUACACUCUCGAUGUCUACAAGCUGACCUCCGUCGUAACUCAGCACGAUGCCAAGAAAGCCGGAGCAGAGGUCGUAAAGCAAGUGGAAUAUCCUCUUCUCUCUGGCCUUCUCUAUCCCGGACUCCAGGCCCUAGAUGAAGAAUACCUCAAAGUAGACGCCCAAUUCGGUGGAGUGGAUCAACGAAAGAUCUUCACAUUCUCCGAGAAAUACCUCCCUCAGUUGGGCUAUGAGAAACGCAUUCACUUCAUGAAUCCCAUGGUUCCUGGCCUGGCCGGUGGCAAGAUGUCUUCAUCAGAAGAAGACUCCAAAAUCGACCUCAUUGACUCAGCUGCCAAUGUCAAAAAGAAACUCAAAAGAGCUUUCUGUGAGCCAGGAAAUAUCCAGGACAAUGGGCUGCUGUCCUUCGUAAAGCACGUCCUGUUCUCCCUGUUCAAAGAUGACGAGGGUUUCCUGGUGAAGCGAAAGCCAGAAUUUGGAGGGGAUUCCACGUACAUGAAGUACCAGGAACUGGAGGAUGCCUUCGCCAAGGAGGAAGUGCACCCAGGAGAUCUCAAGGAAGCAGUCGAACGAUACAUCAAUCGUCUCCUGGAUCCCAUCAGGAAGAUCUUCGAGAGCCCAGAACUCAAAAAACUGGCUGAGGAGGCCUAUCCGGCUCCUGGGAAGGUUAAGAAUGCCCCCAAAGCCGCAGAAAACGGAGUUGAAGAUGGUCCUCAUCGGCUGGACAUGCGAGUGGGGAAGGUUGUUGAGGUGAAGAAGCAUCCGGACGCCGAUACUCUCUACGUGGAGUCAAUUGACGUUGGGGAAUCUGAGCCACGGACAAUUGUCAGUGGAUUGGCGAAUUUUGUGAAGCUGGAGGACAUGCAGGAUCGCCUGGUGGUGGUUCUGUGCAAUCUCAAGGCGGCUAAGAUGAGAGGAAUUGAGUCUAAGGGGAUGGUUCUGUGCACUUCCAAUGCAGAUCACACGGAAGUGGAACCUCUGUUGGUGCCGGAAGGAAGCAAACCUGGGGAUAGGAUCAGUGUUGAGGGGUACCCAGGGAAGCCGGAUGACCAGCUGAAUCCCAAAAAGAAGGUUUGGGAGAAGCUUCAAGUGGAUCUCAAGACGAAUUCCGCCGGGGAAGCCACUUGGAAGGAGAAUCUCCUUCAAACUCAAAUUGGUUCUGUCACGAGUCGACUCAAAAAUGCUUCAAUUAAGUAAAAUUCAUUUUUCAAAAUUUUCGAAAUAAAAGCCCAAAAAAAUAUGCAUUUAUUUGCUUUUAUUCAUGUUUUGUUGUUUCUCUUUAAAUUACAAAUCAGUUUUCUCUCAUCUUUUUUUUUCUAAACUAACUAAAAUAAAACAAUGAAACGUUUUCUGAUGCAGUGAA